This is a messenger RNA of Schizosaccharomyces osmophilus, 2895 nucleotides long. RefSeq names its product 19S proteasome regulatory subunit Rpn2 (gene rpn2). The record is from RefSeq and is a predicted model, not a curated record. The transcript is spliced from 2 exons. Gene Ontology annotation, molecular function: enzyme regulator activity. Lineage: Eukaryota; Fungi; Ascomycota; Schizosaccharomycetes; Schizosaccharomycetales; Schizosaccharomycetaceae. Gene Ontology annotation, biological process: regulation of protein catabolic process; proteasome-mediated ubiquitin-dependent protein catabolic process. Bases 1 to 2895 code for a protein of 964 amino acids. Gene Ontology annotation, cellular component: proteasome complex; nucleus; proteasome regulatory particle, base subcomplex.
AUGACUACGGUGUAUCCAGAAAGCACCUCUAUUGUUACAUCAGCAGGUGGUUUAAUGUCCCUGCUGGAUGAACAAGAAAAAGAGUUACAGAUACAUGCAUUGUUGAAGAUUUAUGAAUUUAUAGAUCAGUUAUGGCCUGAAAUUUCUGACGAUGUUACAAAAAUUGAAGUAAUGUAUGAAGAUCGCGCUUUUCCUGAACGGGAAUUGGCAGCGUUAGUGGUUUCAAAAGUUUAUUAUUACUUGGGUGAAUACGAUGAAGCCCUUCAAUUCGCUUUGGCCUCCGGUACAAAGUUUUUACAAGACAAAAACAGCAGCUUUAAGGAAACUCUUGUUUUCAAGUGCAUCGAUACUUUUAUUCAACAAAGCUCAGAACGCUAUAUUAAUUAUGAGCUCGAGCCUAUGGAUGAACGCUUGAGCGGUGUCGUUGAGGGAAUUUUUCAAAAAUGCUAUGCCAAUAAGGAAUGGCGACAUGUUUUGGGUAUUGCCAUCGAGGCUCAUCGUCUUGAUUUAGUUGAAUAUAUUUUAAAUACUGCCAAGAAUGAUGAUUUAAAACCAUAUGUCCUCGAGUUGGUAUUGACUGUCGUUCUCGAUAUCGAAUUCCGCAAUCGUCUUUUGCGUCUUCUUUUGAGUUCCUUCUUGGUAGAAGCUGAGCCAGACUAUUUCUCUAUUGGAAAGUGCGUAGUCCACUUAAAUGACGCUUCCGUUGCUGCGAAGUUAUUAAUGAAACUAUCCUCUCAAAAUGAUGACAAGAACUUAUUGACUGCCUACCAACUGGCUUUUGACUUAGAAGAUUCUGCACCCCAGGAAUUUCUAAAUAGUGUUAUAGACCUCUUACCUGCCCCUACCUCAUCAAAUGUUGAAGGCGAAUCAGAGAACACAGAAGUCGACGAAUCUUCACCAAUCUCUCGGAUUCAUUAUAUUUUGUCUGGAGAACAAACAGUCAAAUAUCAUCGUGAAUUUUUGUAUUCCCACAACAACACGGAUAUGCUCAUUUUAAAUAAGACCAAAGAUUCUCUUGAAUCCAGAAACUCAAUCUUCCAUAAUGCCGUUACCUUUGCAAAUGCCUUCAUGAAUUUUGGAACCUCUUAUGAUAACUUUUUCCGUGAAAAUCUCUCUUGGUUAUCCAAAGCAAACAACUGGUCCAAGUUCACGGCUACUGCUGCUCUUGGUGUUAUUCAUAGAGGAUACUAUAACCAAGCUAUGAAUAUCCUCCGCCCUUAUUUACCUGAAGAGGAUGCCCCUUCUAGUUCUGUUUAUUCCGAGGGUGGUGCCUAUUACGCCAUGGGUUUGAUAAAUGCCAACCAUGGUCGUGGCGUUACAGAGUAUUUGCGUGAGCAAUUGAAGCGUUCCGAAGACGAAACAGUUCAAUAUGGUCUUAUUCUUGGCUUGGGUCUCACUGGUAUGGCCAGCCGUGAUGAAAGUCUCUACGAUGCUGUUAAAACCGUGCUUUUUAACGAUAAUGCCGUUGCUGGUUCUGCUGCUGGUAUUUCAAUGGGUCUUAUCAUGCUCGGUAGCGCAUCUUCUACUGCCAUUGAUGAAAUGUUGCAAUAUGCUCAUGAAACACAACACGAGAAGAUUAUUCGCGGUUUAAGUGUUGGUAUCGCUUUGAUUGUUUAUGGUCGUCAACAGGAAGCUGAUGGUAUAAUUGAACAACUUAACGCUGACUCUGAUCCUGUUCUUCGUUAUGGUGGUAUGUUCGCCACCGCUUUAGCUUACUGCGGCACUGGCAACAGCAAGAUUAUCCGCAAGCUUCUUCAUGUUUCCGUUAGUGAUGUUAACGAUGAUGUUCGACGCGCUGCUGUUUGUGCAUUAGGUUUCAUUUGCUGUAAAGAUCCUACUGUGCUAAUCUCUACCGUUGAACUGCUUGUUGACAGUUAUAAUCCUCAUGUUAGAUACGGUAGUGCAAUUGCUCUUGGUAUUGCAUGUGCUAAUUCUGGAUCUAAUGCCGCUUUGGAAUUACUUGCUCGAUUAGUCGAGGAUGCUACUGACUUUGUACGCCAAGGUGCAAUGAUUGCUCAGGCAAUGAUUCUUACCCAACAUAAUGAACAAUUAAAUACGAAGGUUUCUGGAGUUCGCAAGCAUUUCGAACAAGUUGUCAGUGAGAAACACGAAGAUGCAUUGGCUAAGUUGGGUGCUACCUUAGCUCAGGGUAUUAUUGAUGCUGGUGGUCGUAACGUUACUAUUGCUCUUCAAACUGCUACUGGUAGUUUGAGGCUUUCUGCCAUUGUUGGCUUAACCGUUUUCUUACAGUAUUGGUACUGGUUCCCCUUAACUCACUUUAUGUCUCUCUCUUUCUCUCCGACUGCACUUAUUGGUUUAAAUCAGAACUUGGACGCUCCCAAGUUCAAUUUUGUCUCCAAUGCUAAGCCCAAGUUGUUUGCGUAUCCCCCUAAAAUUGUUCAGCCAGCAGCGAAGGCCGUUCAAAAGGUAGAAACAGCUGUUUUAUCAACUACAGUCAAAGCAAAGGCAAGGGCAAAGCGUGCUGAACGUGAAAAACAGGCCAAGGAGACUGGAGACGAAAUGAAAGUUGACAAGAAACCCGAAGAACCAGAAGCAGAUAGCAAUGCUAUGGAAAUGGAUGAAGAGAAAUCUGAUGAAGUUACCAAGUCCGAAUCGACUAAAAAAGAAGAACCCAAGCGUGAAGCUUUAGAGAAUUUUACUCGCGUGGUUCCUGCUCAAUUACCAUACAUUUCGUUUAACGUUAAUGGAAGAUACUAUCCGGUUCGUAAAUUUACUGGCGGCGUAUUGAUGCUAAUCGAUCGUGAGUCCGACAAAGCCCCAAAUUUGAUUGAGUUGAACAGAGAUGCUCCUACACCACAGGCUAAUGCUGAAUCUUCAGAGCAAGAGGCCCCACCCCCAGAGGACUUUGAAUACCCUUUUGAUGAUGAUGAGUAG